AUGUCUCAGCUUAUGAAUUAUCAUGGGGCAACCAACUCUUACCUGGGCGUAAGCCCUAUUAAGCUUUUCGCCCCAGAUUUAAAUGAUCAUGCAGAGUUUGAGAGGAGGAAUAUGGAACAACCUAAACAAUCAGUGGCCAUCGCUUCACCAACCUCCAGGCUCUUUAACAACAACGCCAUACAUGAGUUCGAUAGCGACAAUGACGAUAGUGAGUUCAGCGAUGAUCACCGCCGCGCACGCUCACUUUCUCGCCGUAGUGAUGGUUUCUUCUCAGACGUGUUUGAUCCUUUCUCCCCAGCGAGGAACCUGAGCCAAGUCCUGAACAUGAUGAAUCAAUUCAUGGAGAAUCCAUUUGUGGCUGUAUCGCGUGGCAUGGGAGGGGGUCUACACCGAAGCCGGAGCGCUAAGGAAACGAAAGACGCCUUGAACCGUCGAAUUGACAUGUCUGGGCUCGGGAAAGAGGAUGUCAAAGUGUCCUUGGAAUAG
Hibiscus syriacus is the source of this 486-nucleotide messenger RNA. RefSeq names its product 23.6 kDa heat shock protein, mitochondrial-like. The transcript has 2 exons. The coding region runs from base 1 to 486 and encodes 161 amino acids. The record is from RefSeq and is a predicted model, not a curated record. Lineage: Eukaryota; Viridiplantae; Streptophyta; Magnoliopsida; Malvales; Malvaceae.